GAAUACGUCGCGGAGUCACGAGGUCACCUGCACUUUGACAAAUUAUUUUUUUCGCCUGCGUGCAGCCUACAUAUUAACGGGCCUGUUAGCACGACUCAAACGUUCCAUCGCAUUACAUAAUCUGGUGCUUGUCGUUUUUUGUUUGAUGAUUUUGAAAACAUGGAAGAGCUCUAUGGAGCCAACAGUCACCGUUGAUACACCAUGAUCUCCCAUUACAAACCGCCUCCGUGUGCUGUCGUCUUCCAAGGUCGGACUCUGGAUACUGCCACACAAGACAGGAAUAGCAGAGUCCUGGCUCCAACAUGUCCUUGGCGUUCUGCGGGGUCGAGAACAACUCGUUUGCGUACAACGUGGACGGAGGUGUCCUGAACAACGGCUGCUUCCUGGACGCGCUCAAUGUGGUGCCUCACGUCUUCGUCCUCUUCAUCACCUUCCCCAUCCUCUUCAUCGGCUGGGGAAGCCAGAGCUCCAAGGUCCACAUCCACCACAGCACCUGGCUGCACUUCCCCGGUCACAACCUGCGCUGGCUGCUGACCUUCGUGCUGCUCUUCGUCCUGGUGUGUGAGGUGGCCGAGGGCAUCGUCUCCGAUGGGUUCAGCAGCUCCCACCACCUCCACCUCUACAUGCCCGCGGGGCUGGCCUUCAUGGCCGCCAUCACCUCCAUCGUGUACUACCACAACAUCGAGACCUCCAACUUCCCCAAGCUCCUGCUAGCCCUCCUGAUCUACUGGCUGCUGGCGUUCAUCAUGAAGACCAUCAAGUUCGCCAAGUACACGGAGCACGGCAUCGGUCCUCGCCAGCUGCGCUACUGCAUCGCCGGGCUGCUGAUGCUGCUGUACGGCCUGCUGCUGGCCGUAGAGGUCAAAGUCAUCAUGGGCAGGCGCUACGUGUGCUACGCCGACCCCACGGAGGUGAAGCCCCCCGAGGACCUGCAGGACCUCGGCGUGCGCUUCCUGCAGCCCUUCGUCAACCUGCUGUCCAAGGCCACCUACUGGUGGAUGAACACCUUCAUCACCGCCGCCCACCGCCGCCCCAUCGACCUCAAGGUGAUCGGCAAGCUGCCCAUCGCCAUGAGGGCCCUCACCAACUACCUGAGGCUGCACCGCGCCUUCCAGGCCCAGACGCUGCGAGCGAGGCCCGAGGGCUCCGUCCCCCUGGGGCCCAAGCAGAUCUGGAGGGCCCUGCGGAAGGCCUUCGGGCGGCCCCUGAUCCUCAGCAUCACCUUCCGCUUCCUGGCCGACCUGCUGGGCUUCGCCGGGCCGCUCUGUAUCUCGGGCAUCGUGCACCACGUCAGCAAGGACAACCGCUCCAUCCAGCCCACGAUGAGCCACAUGGGGAUCCACUUCAUCUCGUCCCAGGAGUUCCUGGAGAACGCCUAUGUUCUGGCCGUGCUGCUGUUCUCUGCCCUGCUCCUCCAGAGGACCUUCCUCCAGGCCUCCUACUACGUGGCCAUCGAGACCGGCAUCAACCUGCGAGGGGCCAUACAGACCAAGAUCUACAACAAGAUCUUGCGCCUGUGCACCUCCAACAUGUCCAUGGGGGAGCUCACCGUGGCCCAGAUCUGCAGCCUGGUGGCCAUCGACACCAACCAGCUCAUGUGGUUCUUCUUCCUCUGCCCCAACCUGUGGGCCAUGCCCUUCCAGAUCAUCGUGGGCGUGAUCCUGCUCUACUACCUCUUGGGGAUCAGUGCGUUGAUCGGUGCCACGGUCAUCGCCGUGUUGGCUCCCGUCCAGUACUUUGUGGCCACCAAACUUUCCCAAGCCCAGAAGAGCACUCUGGACUACUCCAGCGAGCGUCUAAAGAAGACCAACGAGCUGCUGCGCGGCAUCAAGCUGCUGAAGCUCUACGCCUGGGAGAACAUCUUCUGUGACAGCGUGGAGGAGACCCGCGGCAAGGAGCUGAGCAGCCUGAAGGCCUUCGCCCUGUACACCUCCGUCUCCAUAUUCAUGAAUGCAGCCAUCCCAAUAGCAGCAGUAUUAACGACAUUCGUAGUCCAUGUCCACAUUUCCGAGGAUGCCGACCUGUCCCCGGCAGUGGCCUUUGCAUCCCUCUCUCUCUUCCAUAUCCUGGUCACACCCCUAUUCCUGCUGUCCAGCGUGGUACGCUCCACCGUCAAGGCCCUGGUCAGUGUUCAGAAGCUCAGUGAGUUUUUCUCCAGCGAUGAGAUCGGUGAUGAGCCGGAGGCCAGUGCUGUCAUACCCCCUGGAACCAGUAACCACAACCAGAAAAAAUACCAGGCUCUGCCCCUGAAGGUGGUGAACAGGAAGAGAGCCCCCCGCCAGGAGUGGAGCGAGUCCCAGUGGGAGGGGGGCGGCCCCCCAGGGAUGGACCAGGACACCUGCCUCAAGAUCACCAGUGGGUAUUUUACCUGGACGGAUGGACCACCAACCCUUUCCAAUGUGGAUAUCAAAAUCCCAUUUGGUCAGCUGACCAUGAUCGUGGGCCAGGUGGGCUGUGGGAAAUCGUCUCUGCUUCUGGCCGCGCUGGGAGAGAUGCAGAGAGUUUCAGGCACGGUGACGUGGAACAGUAUAGAAAAUCCAGACUCAGUGGGAGAUGAGAGUCCAACAGACAGGGAUGUGGCUGGGGACGGGGAUAUCAGGAAGAGGGGCUCUGUAGCCUACGCUUCCCAGAAGCCCUGGCUGCUGAACACCAGUCUAGCGGAGAACAUCACCUUUGAGAUGCCCAUGAUCAAGCCCAGGUACACUGCUGUUAUCGAUGCCUGUUCCCUGCAGCCUGACAUUGACAUCCUGCCACAAGGGGACCAGACUGAAAUCGGUGAGAGGGGUAUCAUCCUAUCAGGAGGCCAGAAGCAGCGGAUCAGCGUGGCCCGGGCUCUGUACCAGCAGACUAACGUCGUCUUUCUGGACGACCCCUUCUCGGCCCUGGACAUCCACCUCAGCGACCACAUGAUGCAGGAGGGCCUGCUGAAGAUCCUGAGAGAGGAGAAGAGGACCGUGGUUCUGGUCACACACAAGCUCCAGUACCUCCCCCACGCAGACUGGAUCAUUGCCAUGAAAGACGGCAGCAUCCAGACGGAAGGAUCCCUAAAGGACAUCCAGAACUCUGAGCCAGAACUCUUUGAGCAAUGGAAGACUCUGAUGCACCGCGAGGACCAGGACUUUGAGAAGGAGACGGUGGCCGAGAGCAUGACGGACCUGGAGAGAAAGAACCUGCGCCGGGCCAUGUACUCCCGGGAGCGGGGGCGGACGGAGGAGGACGAGGAAGAGGAGUCGCUGGAGGGCGAGGACGAGGACGAGGACGACGCCCUGUCCGGGUCCAUGCGGCAGCGUGACGCCAUCCCCUGGCGGUCCUGCAGGAGCUACCUCUCGUCGGCGGGGGCCCUCCUCCUCUCCCUGCUCUGCCUGUCCCAGCUCCUCAAGCACACCCUCAUGGUGGCCAUCGACUACUGGCUGGCCCACUGGACCUCGCAGGUCAUCGCCGCCAAGCCGGGCGCCUCCGCGAGGAACUGUACGGCCGCGCAGGAGUGCGGGCUGAGCCACUCGUGGUACCUGGCCGUGUUCAGCGUGCUGAGCUGCCUGGGCAUCGCCCUGUGCCUGGCCAGCGCCGUGGCCGUGGAGUGGACCGGCCUGAGGGUCGCCAAGGAGCUGCACCACAACCUGCUGCACAACAUCAUACUGGCCCCCAUGAGGCUGUUUGAGACCACCCCGCUGGGCAGCAUCCUGAACCGCUUCUCCACGGACACCAACACCAUCGACCAGCACAUCCCCGCCACGCUGGAGUGCCUGAGCCGCUCCACCCUGCUCUGCCUCUCCGCCCUGGGCGUCAUCUGCUACGUAACCCCUGUCUUCAUGGUGGCCCUGCUGCCGCUGGCCGUGGCCUGCUACUUCAUCCAGAAGUACUUCAGGGUGGCCUCCAGGGACCUGCAGCAGCUGGAGGACAGCACGCAGCUCCCUCUGCUGUCCCACUUCUCUGAGACCGUGGAGGGUCUCACCACCAUCCGCGCCUUCAGGUACGAGCCCCGCUUCAGACAGCGGCUUCUGGAGUUCACCGACGCCAACAACAUCGCAUCGCUCUUCCUCACCGCCGCCAACCGCUGGCUGGAGGUCCGCAUGGAGUACAUCGGCGCCGGUGUGGUGCUGGUUGCAGCAGUCACCUCCAUCAGCAACGCUCUGUACAGCAAUCUGUCUGCAGGCCUGGUGGGCCUGGGACUGACCUACGCCCUCAUGGUGUCCAACUACAUGAACUGGAUGGUGCGGAACUUGGCGGACAUGGAGGUGCAGCUUGGCUCGGUCAACAGGAUCAACGGGCUGCUGCAGACGGAACCCGAGAACUACGAGGGGCUGCUGACUGCGUCCCAGGUCCCUGACGGCUGGCCUCGGCACGGAGAGAUCCAGAUCCAGAAUCUGAGCGUGCGCUACGACACCACACUCAAACCCGUCCUGAAGAACGUCAACGCACACAUCCGCCCUGGCGAGAAGGUGGGGAUUUGUGGACGGACAGGAAGCGGCAAAUCCUCCUUCUCCCUCGCUUUCUUCCGUAUGGUCGACAUGUUUGAAGGGCGGAUCCUGAUCGAUGACAUCGACAUCGCCCAGCUGCCCCUGCAGACGCUGCGCUCGCGCUUCUCCAUCAUCCUGCAGGACCCCUUCCUGUUCAGCGGGUCCAUCCGCUUCAACCUGGAUCCUGAGCUGAAGGCUACAGAUGAGAUGUUGUGGGAAGCUCUGGAAAUAGCUCAGCUGAAACCUGUUGUCAAAUGCUUACCCGGAGGCCUGGACGCCAUGGUAACGGAGGGAGGAGAGAACUUCAGCCAGGGCCAGAGGCAGCUGUUCUGCCUGGCCAGGGCCUUCGUCAGGAAGAGCAGCAUCCUCAUCAUGGACGAGGCCACCGCCUCCAUCGACAUGGCAACAGAGAGCAUCCUUCAGAAGGUGGUGAUGACAGCCUUCGCCGACCGGACGGUGGUCACUAUAGCCCAUCGCGUGCACACCAUCCUGAACGCCGACCUGGUGAUUGUGAUGAAGCGCGGGAUCAUCCUGGAGUACGACCGGCCCCACGCGCUGCUGGAGAAGGACGACAGCGUCUUCGCCUCCUUCGUACGGGCCGACAAGUAGCGGGCCGGCGGCGUUCGUACGGCGAGGACCGCCGGCGACACAGGAAGGACAACGUUCAAAGUGCAAUUCUUACCAUGGAAUAUAUAUUUCGUUUCCCCAAUUUUUUUUUAUCAUGUAUUAUAUUUGUACAUAAAAUAUUAAUUCUUUGUUAAUAAAAUAAGCUAAAUUAUCACUUUAACA
This is a messenger RNA of Gadus chalcogrammus (walleye pollock), 5246 nucleotides long. RefSeq names its product ATP-binding cassette sub-family C member 8-like. Gene Ontology annotation, cellular component: membrane. NCBI's taxonomy places the organism in Eukaryota, Metazoa, Chordata, Actinopteri, Gadiformes, Gadidae. Gene Ontology annotation, biological process: potassium ion transport; transmembrane transport. Bases 303 to 5066 code for a protein of 1587 amino acids. The record is from RefSeq and is a predicted model, not a curated record. Gene Ontology annotation, molecular function: ATP hydrolysis activity; sulfonylurea receptor activity; ATP binding. The transcript is spliced from 40 exons.